GCCAAGACAAUGACGAAUUUUCCUCUGGAUGAGGCCGUCGACAUUCCAGGCUGCUCAGAGUUCAAGCAGUUACCAGCUCACACUGUGUUCCCGUGGUGUGGCUUGUUAAUUGACACCCAGACCCUUGAAGUUUAUUGUGAUUACUCCAGUUAUGCCUGUACGUCCGUCAGGGCAAGCCUCUCCUUCAGCUAUAGCAGCGCAGCUGGGGUGCACAUGAGGAAUAAACUCUUCGUGGUCCUGCAGCUGCAGUGCCAUCACUUAUUUUUGGAUUUGCAGAUCAACAGUCUCAGGACAGUCUGUAUCAACAUUUACAAGAUUUUCCUGCUGCAAGCCUACAG
Molecule: messenger RNA, 338 nt
Organism: Gekko japonicus
Lineage: Eukaryota; Metazoa; Chordata; Lepidosauria; Squamata; Gekkonidae
Product: telomerase reverse transcriptase-like
Exons: 3
Biological process (GO): telomere maintenance via telomerase
Cellular component (GO): telomerase catalytic core complex
Molecular function (GO): telomeric repeat DNA binding; telomerase RNA binding
Source: RefSeq, a predicted model, not a curated record